UCUAACAUGGACCUGGAGAUUGUUACAGCUAAAAUACUCUCUGACUGGAAGUGCCAUGAGAGCGCUUUUGGAGAGGACCAGGACUCGCUCCAGUCCUCCUCGCCGGAGUCUUCCAUCGACUCCAUGUGCUCUUCGCCGGAGAUGUGCUACUCCAGCGGCCACCAGGACAUUAAGGGCUUCUCUUUUGGCUUUGGCAGAGGGACUCCAACAGCGCCGAGGCAGAGCAAGCCCAAGAUGUCCACCAAAAGACGCAUGAAAGCCAGCGAGAGGGAGAAGAUGCGGAUGAGGAGUCUUGCAGAGGCUCUACACCAGCUCCGUGACUACCUGCCGCCGGACUACAGCAAGAGAGGCCAACCCUUGACCAAGAUACAAACCCUCAAAUACACCAUCGAGUACAUCAACAAGCUUUCAGAUAUCCUGAGCCGUGCGUAA
Messenger RNA from Scomber japonicus (chub mackerel), 432 nucleotides. RefSeq names its product mesogenin 1 (gene msgn1). The transcript has a single exon. Gene Ontology annotation, cellular component: nucleus. Bases 7 to 432 code for a protein of 141 amino acids. The record is from RefSeq and is a predicted model, not a curated record. Gene Ontology annotation, biological process: regulation of transcription by RNA polymerase II; mesoderm formation. NCBI's taxonomy places the organism in Eukaryota, Metazoa, Chordata, Actinopteri, Scombriformes, Scombridae. Gene Ontology annotation, molecular function: RNA polymerase II cis-regulatory region sequence-specific DNA binding; DNA-binding transcription factor activity, RNA polymerase II-specific; protein dimerization activity.